This is a messenger RNA of Toxotes jaculatrix (banded archerfish), 671 nucleotides long. RefSeq names its product replication protein A3 (gene rpa3). The transcript has 4 exons. Bases 60 to 425 code for a protein of 121 amino acids. The record is from RefSeq and is a predicted model, not a curated record. Lineage: Eukaryota; Metazoa; Chordata; Actinopteri; Toxotidae. Gene Ontology annotation, cellular component: nucleus; DNA replication factor A complex; site of double-strand break. Gene Ontology annotation, biological process: double-strand break repair via homologous recombination; nucleotide-excision repair; DNA replication. Gene Ontology annotation, molecular function: single-stranded DNA binding; damaged DNA binding.
CCCGCGCUAUUCUGCGUUUCUCCCCCAGUUCAGUAACGCCACAGCCUCAAAGCUCUAAGAUGGCAGGUAUACUGGAUGUUCCCAAAUCAAGGAUAAACUGCUCUAUGCUGUCGCAGCACAUUAGCAGGCCGGUCUGCUUCGUUGGGCGCGUUGAAAAGGUUCAUCCAACAGGAAAAACCUUCACCGUCUCGGAUGGAGAAGGAAAGGUCGCAACAGUCGAGCUUAACGAUCCCCUUGAGGAGGAGCUGAGCGGCAUUGUGGAGGUGAUCGGUAUGGUUUCCAACAAAGGAGGAAUAAUAGCCACAACAUACAACCUGCUACGGGAGGACAAAGGCCUUUUUGAUUUGGAGCUCUAUAAUGAAGCCCUGAAGGUCAUCCAUGAUUUCCCCCAGCACUACCCUUUUGAAGUGGCAUCAAGUGGAUAAGCACUCACAUGAAAGAACUGUUCACUCAAGUUUCUGGUUUUUGGGCCUAAUUUCUGUUAUAAGAAUAGAUUUGCACCAAUCUGUAAUAUUAAGUAAGUUUUUGCAAUAAAAUUAAAACACUUAAAGAAUAAAUUUGGCAAACCUUUUGCUUUCUUUUCCCUAAAAUGUUCAACAAAAAUUCAUUUUUCUUCCUCAAAGUGACCAUUAUUGUGUCUUUGAGAAGGCAGAAAUAAAACCCAAACACUA